AUGUUUGCACUUUCGACAGAGCUCCAGAUGCUGCAAGAUCAUGAGCGGGAGCUCGAGACGCAGCUCGCGGCUUGCCCUCGGCAAGAAGAUGUCCUGCAGCAGCUUCUCCUUCUCCAAGACAAAAUCGCCCAAGAGACCACGACGACGUCGUCAUGUGCAAAUGCGGCGCUCGAUGAGCUUCGCCAGCAGUUCCAGACGCUUCCGACCUCGGAAAUGGUCUCCCAGCUCCACGCAUCGCUCAAAACCAAAGCCGACAAAGCCGACAUUGCUCGCUUGCAACGGGGGCAGAAUGACCAGCAAACGAACCUCGGUCUUUCCAAAAUGCCGCUCAAGUGUCUCUCUUGCGACCAGUACCUUCCGCGACCCAAGUUUGCAGCGACAAACGAGGCGUGGAACCCGUCAGCGCCGAUCGUGUCGCCCAGGAAUACGGUGAACCUCCAACCGCUCGAGAUGCCAAAGAAGGACCGAGCGACGACGACCGCCAGCACACAUACACUUCGAGCGAACGCAGGUGGUCCGUCACGCGCGAUCGUUGCAACCAAACUGGCCAAGCCGCGCGUCGAGUUUGUCGAGAACGUCGUCACGAAGCUUGAGAGACACCGUCCGAUGACGGCCGCGCCACGCGGGUAUACGCUGCAGAGCACACCGUUCGAGAUGGCCAUGCCAGGCGAUGCCAUACCCUCGUCAGCGUCGUCAUCAGCGUCCUUGCGACCGCCAACUUCGUCGCUCCUGUCCGACAAACAGCGCUACUCGUUCUACUACCUUGGCAACAACUACAGCAGCAGCAACAACGCCAACAAUAAUGGUGGCUAAUCGUAUCUGAUGACACGUUGAACGCAAUACAGUAUGUGGAUG
Messenger RNA from Saprolegnia diclina VS20, 855 nucleotides. RefSeq lists its product as hypothetical. The transcript is spliced from 5 exons. The record is from RefSeq and is a predicted model, not a curated record. Bases 1 to 813 code for a protein of 270 amino acids. NCBI's taxonomy places the organism in Eukaryota, Oomycota, Saprolegniomycetes, Saprolegniales, Saprolegniaceae.